Messenger RNA from Heterotrigona itama, 867 nucleotides. Lineage: Eukaryota; Metazoa; Arthropoda; Insecta; Hymenoptera; Apidae. The record is from the annotation of a GenBank genome assembly.
AUGUUUUAUGUUUCAAGAAAUUUUUCACGGCGUUCACUUCCACCAUGGGAUUUUCAGUGGUAUCUACUUGAUGAAAGUCUUCACGAUAACUUUUCCUACUCCAUUGCAGCAUCGAUGACAAUGUUCUCCACAUCUAUCACUUCAGGAUUUUCAGAUUUAAUUCGUUCCGUGUUCAUUGUCUGGAUCUCAUUCACGUGCCCAGAUGUUACUUGGGUGAAAGACAUCGGCCAUAAUGACCAUAGUUUAUAAUUUUAAAAAAUUUCUCAGCGACUGAUAGUGUGUUAGCGUAUCGUACACGACGUAUUUUCUGCAUGUAUGUGUGUGUGGUUAGGAUGUGGAAUUACGUCGUUUCUACUGUUGCGUUUAUUAUUGAAACAUCAACAUGAGUGCAUAGAUAGUUGCGUACUUAUUAUCGGAAAUUUUAAGAAUGAUGAAAUACUCUUCGCGUUUGAUUUUGAAAAUUUCCUAUUUCACAAUAGUGAAUUAGUGUUGCAAAACAAGAUACGGUUUGCUCCUUGAGUUCGUAAUAUAGAUAAUGUAGAUAUUGUACAAUAGCCCUUCUGGUUAUUGUAUUGUUUAAUAAGAAAUGCUUGUUUUUUAGUAGCCCUUCUGGCUACUAUAUCGCGAUUUUCUUUUCAGUAGUCAUUUUGGCUAGAUUUGCAGCACUUCCAUGUGGUGAGAUCUGAAUAAUAAGUAUUAUUUGAUAUAUAAUUAUUACGAACUUUUGAUAAAAUUUAUUUGAGCCGACAGGUUCUUUAAUAUUUUAUUAAUUAACUUUACAAAUUAAUUUACUGCAUGAAAGAAGAAACCGUCGUAAUACCGUAAAACGUGUAGAAUCUAUAUAAUUCUGAUAUUAUAGUAGAAUGA